UCGAAAUCUGCCUUUCCAUCUAAACCUAAAAUUCUGAAUAAAUUGUAUUUUUACUGUAAUAUCAAUAAAAUCGGAGUUUUAAAUUAUCUCAAUACAUUUCCCUAAUUCGAAUGAAUAACUUCUAAUGGGCGGUCAUCAAUAAAAAGUGUUUUAAAUAGGACAAAGACAAUUGAUUAUGUUAUUAAUUGCAUUUAUUGAUAAUUCCGCGUUUUACUAGUGUUUAGAAGUGUUUAUGUGCCCUAAAUAGAGGUCAACAACGUCUCUUUAUGAACUUGCAUCCGAGUGAUAAGUGAUGACUGGAAAUGGCUGACGGGAGAGCAAUUUCGUAUGAAACUACCGAGAUGGUCGAGAAGGAAAAGUCCGAGGAGCCGCCUCAGGACCUGAUCUCAGUCCGUGUCCCUAUAAAUGGCAUGACAUGCCAGUCGUGCGUGAGAAGCAUAGAGGGAUCCGUCGGGGAGCUGGAGGGAGUGAAGUACGUCAAGGUGGAGCUAUCGGAAAACGCCGGCUACUUCAGGUAUGACCCGCGCACGUGCUCCGCGGACGCGAUCCGCUCCCACAUAGAAGAUAUGGGCUUCGAGGUGCCCACGGAUAGCUCGGAAGAGACCAGAAAGCUACUGCCCCGCGAGAUACCGACAGACCUACUGAUCGACAUGACGGGCGCCGGGCCGCCGCAGCAGGACACCGAGCUGGCGGUCACGGGGAUGACCUGCCAGUCGUGCGUCAACACCAUCGAGGGUACCUUAAAGGAGAUGCCAGGCGUGAUCCGAGCUAGCGUCAGCCUGGCUGAGAACAAGGCUAGCGUCACCCACUCGCGCGGCGCGGUGACGCCGCGGCAAUUGGCCGACGCGGUCUACUCGCUCGGCUUCGAUGUGGAGAUUAUCGGUGGAACAGAUACACCGCACGAUCAAGCGUCAGGCGAUGGCGCCAAAAUGUCACCGGCUAAAGCCAAAGCUCAAACUAAUGGUACAGUGUCCCCCCUCCCAGAGGAGAUAUCGACGUGCACGCUCGAAGUGCGCGGCAUGACGUGCGCAUCUUGCGUCGCCGCCAUUGAGAAGCACUUCUCGAAAAUAAACGGCGUGCACUCGGUGGCGGUGGCGCUGCUGGCCGCCAAGGCGGAGGUGCGGCACGAGCCGCGCCGCGUGUCCGCCGCCGCGCUCGCGCACUCGCUCACCGAGCUCGGCUUCCCCGCCGACGUGCUCAGCGAGAGCGGCGCGCCGCGCGACCUGCACCUCGCGAUCAAAGGCAUGACGUGCGCGUCGUGCGUUAACAAAAUUGAAAAAACCGUGCUGAAAUUGAACGGCGUUGUGUCCUGCGUGGUCGCGCUCACCACUUGCAAAGGUAAAGUGACAUACGAUCCGGAGGUGAUCGGCGCUCGCAAGAUCUGCGACGCGAUCAGCGGUCUCGGGUUCGAAGCCACGGCGCUCAACACGCACACGAGGAACACGAGCAAUUACUUCGAGCACAAGGAGGAGAUAAGGAAGUGGCGUAACGCGUUCCUCGUCUCGCUGAUAUUCGGCGCGCCGUGCAUGGCCGCGAUGGUCUACUUCAUGGCGGUGAUGGGCGACGGCGAGGCGCACCGCGACAUGUGCUGCGUGCUGCCCGGCCUCAGCCUGGAGAACCUCAUCAUGAUGGCGCUGGCCACGCCCGUGCAGGUGGGCUGCUUCCAGGUCACCGUCGCCGAUGGAGCCGGUGGGCCGCCUGGUGGUGAGCGCUACCACCGCCCCUACUUGUACUCGCUGUGCGUGGUGGCGGCGGCGAUGGCGCUGCGGCAGGACACGUCGCCGCUCACGUUCUUCGACACGCCGCCCAUGCUGCUCGUGUUCGUGUCGCUGGGCCGCUGGCUGGAGCACAUCGCCAAGGGCAAAACCUCCGAGGCCCUGUCCAAGUUGCUCUCGUUGAAGCCGACAGAAGCUGUGCUGGUGACGUUGGAUAGCGAGGGGAGGGAAGUGGGAGAGAAGAGUAUACCGGUGGAGUUGGUCGAGAGGGGGGAUAUAUUGAAGGUGGUGCCGGGCGCUAAAAUACCAGUCGAUGGUAAAGUGUUAUCCGGCCAGAGCACGUGCGACGAGUCAUUGAUAACCGGAGAGUCUAUGCCUGUACCCAAGUCUAAAGACUCGCUCGUGCUGGGCGGCAGCAUCAACCAGCACGGCGCGCUGGUGAUGGCGGCGACGCACACGGGCGACGCGUCGGCGCUGGCGCAGAUCGUGCGGCUCGUGGAGGACGCGCAGACCAGCCGCGCGCCCGUGCAGCGCCUCGCCGACACCAUCGCGGGGUAUUUCGUACCAAUCGUAGUGUUCCUCUCCGUGCUGACCCUCGUCUGCUGGAUGAUCAGCGGCGCGAUAGACAUAUCGAGGAUAAAGAGUAUCACGCCGCCGAUGUACCGCAACUUCUCGGACUGGGAGCUGAUCGUGCAAACGUCGUUCCACUUCGCGCUGUCCGUGCUCGCGAUCGCGUGCCCGUGCGCGCUGGGGCUGGCCACGCCCACCGCGGUCAUGGUCGCCACGGGCGUGGGCGCCUCGCUCGGCCUGCUCAUCAAGGGCGCCGAGCCGCUGGAGCACGCGCACAAGGUGAAGACGGUGGUGUUCGACAAGACGGGCACGAUCACGCGCGGGUGCGCGCGGGUGGCGCGCGUGGCGCUGCUCACGGGCGAGCCGCGCGACCUGCGCGACCUGCUCGCCUGCGUGCGCGCCGCAGAGCUCAACUCGGAGCACCCGCUCGCCUCCGCGAUAGUGCAGUGGUGCACGGCGGUGCUGGGCGAGGAGGCGCGCGCGCACUGCCGCAGCUUCACCGCGGCGCCGGGCUGCGGCCUGCGCGCGCGCCUCGCGCUGCGCCCCCCACACCCCCACCCCGCACACCCCGCACCCGCGCCGCUCUGCCACCCGCCCGCCGGCAGGGAGACAUCGUCGUUCCAGCUCCACGGGGUGCCAGUGGACAUCAUAGAGGGCGAGGGAGAUUCCGCGCUCAGCUCUGCGCAGGCGGCGCAUCGCCUCAACGCCAUCAUACGGACGGAUAGCGAUCAGGAGGUGGAGCAGCUGGUGCUGAUCGGCAACCGGGAGAAUUUGAAAUUUGGAACUAUUACUUCAGAGGAAAAUAAAACGUAUCGAAUUCACUCGAUAGAUCAACUAGUGUGCACGAUCGGCGUGGCGGACGAGGUGAAGCCCGAAGCCCACCUCGCGGUCUACUGCCUCAAGAAGAUGGGGCUGGAGGUGUGUCUGCUGACCGGCGACAACAGGAAGACGGCGGUUGCCAUCGCGAGACAGGUUGGCAUCACGAAAGUGUACGCGGAAGUGUUGCCAUCGCACAAAGUGGCUAAGAUACAAAAGUUGCAGGAGAAGGGACAGAAAGUUGCCAUGGUAGGCGACGGAGUGAACGACUCGCCGGCGCUGGCGCAGGCGGACGUGGGCAUCGCGAUCGCGAGCGGCACCGACGUGGCCGUGGAGGCGGCCGACCUCGUGCUCAUGCGGGACGACCUGCUGGACGUGGCGGCGUGCCUGCGGCUGUCGCGCGCGACGGUGCGCCGCAUCCGCCUCAACUUCGUGUUCGCGUCCGUCUACAACCUGCUCGCCAUCCCGCUCGCCAGCGGCGCCUUCGCGCUGCUCGGCCUGCAGCUGCAGCCGUGGAUGGCGUCAGCGGCAAUGGCGAUGAGCUCCGUGUCGGUCGUGUGUUCCAGCCUCUUGCUCAAAACGUUCAAGAAGCCGAGCCCCUCGUCGCUGCGCACGGCGGAGUACGAGGCGGAGCUGCGCGCGCGCCCCCCCGCCGCCGCCGCGCCGCCCCGCGCCCGCGCGCGCGCCGACAAGCCCGCGCCCGACGCCGCCGCCUCGCCGCUCGCCAGAUUAUUCCAAAGGAACAAAUCGUCUGACGGUUGUCUAUUGCAAGAGGAGGACGACUUGAUGACCGUCUCGUUUAUACCAAAGAGGCCGACGAGGGAGCAACCGAGUAUUAACCGCGAAUUGUAGGCAGGGAGCCGGUUGGAAAAUUUCUUAUGUCAUUUGAUAUUUUUUUAUGGUGAUAUAUAGUUGCAUUUGCGACGCGUAGGCUCGAUUUGUAUAUUAUUGAUUGAAAUGCAUUUCAAGUUAUUUUGAUUAAGCAACGUUUGAAGUUUUGUAAUACAAGUUCAAAAUAUUUAUUUAAA
This is a messenger RNA of Zerene cesonia (dogface butterfly), 4129 nucleotides long. Its product is annotated as copper-transporting ATPase 2-like. Gene Ontology annotation, biological process: monoatomic cation transport; copper ion homeostasis. NCBI's taxonomy places the organism in Eukaryota, Metazoa, Arthropoda, Insecta, Lepidoptera, Pieridae. The record is from RefSeq and is a predicted model, not a curated record. Gene Ontology annotation, cellular component: trans-Golgi network; membrane; perinuclear region of cytoplasm. Gene Ontology annotation, molecular function: ATP binding; copper ion binding; P-type divalent copper transporter activity. The transcript has 31 exons. The coding region runs from base 303 to 3953 and encodes 1216 amino acids.